AUGGCUACUGCAGCACGUGGUUUUGAUGACGAGUUUGUAGAACCGCUCAGUACCAGGUUGACAUGCCCUAUCUGUCAUCUAGCAUUUAGAGAACCAGUGCUAACUCGAUGUGGCCACCAGUUUUGCAGCAGCUGCUUGACGCCAUGUUUACAACGGUCUGCUUCUUGUCCUGUGUGUAGGACAAAAUUGAAUUCAUUCAAUAUUUUUCCUAACAAUGCACUGAAAAGAGAAAUACUGGACUUGAAUAUCAAAUGUUGUUUACACGAAAAAGGAUGUGCGUGGACUGGUGAACUAAGAAAUAGCGAAAUACAUGACAGAGAAUGUCAGUAUGUGGAUGUUGCGUGUGAGAAUGAAUGUGAGCAAUGGAUAAUGCGAAAAGACAUUGAUGAUCAUAUGACAAAUGAUUGUCCUCAACGAAUUGUCAUCUGUAAGCAUUGUACAGAGAAUAUGAAACAAGUAGCACUGAAAGAUCAUUACGAAGAAUGUGAUGAGUAUCCUAUAGAGUGUAGGUACAAGUGUGGCAUGAUGGUUCAGAGAUGUCAAAUGAAAGAUCAUAUUGGCAGGCAGGGAACAUGUCCAAACAGUCUUCUGGAUUGUGAUUUUGAGAACAAUGGCUGUCAGUUUAGAGGAAAUCGUCAUGAUUUAUGCAAACAUAUUGAAAACAACAUUGGUUUGCAUUUUAGUUUGAUUGCAAGUGCACUGAAAGAAACAAAAGAAGAACUGAAAGCUACGAAAGAAGAACUGACUGAAACUAGAGAUGAAUUGGAAGAAACUAAAGAUGAAUUGGCGGAAACUAGAGAUGAACUGACAGAAGCAAGAGUGCAACUUUCGGAAGAGAUACAUAGGAGAAGCCUGUCACUUUUACCACAAACCCCAAAACAGUUUUUGUUUACCUGGACAAUAGAUAAUUGGCAAGAGAAGAAGAGAGCAUCUAAAGAAGAGAAAAGUGGCAUGGAAUGGAUCACCAGCAGUUUCUUUUAUGUUUAUCCUGGGUAUCACUUGUACAUUGGUACUUAUCCAAAUGGUGACCAAGCUGCCAACAGAGGCCAUCUUGGUGUUUUUCUGUAUACAACUGGAGGUGAUUUUGACAGGACUCUGAGUUGGCCUUUUCCAUAUUCUUUUGAUUUUGAACUCAUAGACCAACAAGUUGGAGGAGAGAAUAUUUGUCUGCAUGUACCACCAGAUGCAUUAGGGUUGUCAUAUCGGGGAUAUGGUUCUCCCCAAUUUGCUAGUCACCAGGAACUGGAGUCAGGUUGUUACAUCAAAGAUGAUUCAAUUUGUAUAAAACUGUGUGUUCAUCUCGAGAAAAAUCAUCACUGACAAACAUUUUGAAUAUUUUGUGGUAACAGAUUGUCUAGAUAGUAUCUAGCUCUCGUAAGAUUCCUAUGCGUUGUUGUUGUUCAAGAUUGUUUGUUGUUAUUUUCAUUAUUGGUAAAUAGUAAACCUU
Messenger RNA from Corticium candelabrum, 1447 nucleotides. Its product is annotated as TNF receptor-associated factor 6-like. The transcript has a single exon. NCBI's taxonomy places the organism in Eukaryota, Metazoa, Porifera, Homoscleromorpha, Homosclerophorida, Plakinidae. The record is from RefSeq and is a predicted model, not a curated record. Gene Ontology annotation, molecular function: ubiquitin-protein transferase activity; zinc ion binding; protein binding. Gene Ontology annotation, biological process: regulation of apoptotic process; signal transduction; protein ubiquitination. Bases 1 to 1320 code for a protein of 439 amino acids.